This is a messenger RNA of Toxotes jaculatrix (banded archerfish), 3929 nucleotides long. It is a transcript of the gene shrprbck1r, whose product is annotated as sharpin and rbck1 related. Gene Ontology annotation, molecular function: ubiquitin-protein transferase activity; ubiquitin binding. The coding region runs from base 431 to 2563 and encodes 710 amino acids. Gene Ontology annotation, biological process: protein linear polyubiquitination; proteasome-mediated ubiquitin-dependent protein catabolic process; positive regulation of canonical NF-kappaB signal transduction. The record is from RefSeq and is a predicted model, not a curated record. Lineage: Eukaryota; Metazoa; Chordata; Actinopteri; Toxotidae. Gene Ontology annotation, cellular component: LUBAC complex. The transcript is spliced from 14 exons.
GAAAACAUACGCACUAACAACAUGCUCAGCGUUACUAGUAUCUAACUACUACAUUAACCUUAACGUCGGAGAGAUAUGGAAUACCUCGGAGGAUAUUAUUAGAGCUCCGCAGUCAAAAAGAAACACUAAACCUAACGGAAACGGAGCUUUAGCGACAACGGAAGAAGAGAGAAGUGAAACCUCGCGUUUGGGCUGUAGUUUUUUUUUUUUUUUUUUUUUGAAGUUGCUCCAAACAGUUGUCAGACUCUGCGCACUUGCUUCCUGUUGUCAGUGAGGCGAAUAGUUAUCUAACAGCGAGGUACAAUGUAAGAAGUAUCGCGACAGGUUACUGAAAACAAGGGCAGGAAAACACCGUGGUUCACGACGUAAACAACCCAGCGGACCCCUCGCGUGUGUUUGUGUUAGUUUUCUACAUGAGUCUGUCGGCAGGAUGUCGCUGAGCUCAGGCGGUUGGACUCACACCCCUGGCUACACACCGGACCAGUCUGCUGCCCCGUCUAGUCACCAUGGGGCCUCGCAGCCACAACUUGGCGGCCAAACCGUCCUCAUUUCGGUUCGGGUGUCGGUGUGCCAUUCUAGCAUUCGGCCCCUGUGUCUUCCGGGAGCAGGUGAUGAGUCACUCCGCCUGCAGCUCAGCAUGGACCCGGGGAAAUCCGGGGAAUUCCGGCUGUCGCUCCAGGACAGCAGCGAGACUGGCCGAAGUGUGACCAUCGCAGAGUUUGAUUUGAGGACAGUAAACUAUGAGGUGAAGUCUCCAAAGUGCCAUGAACUGAGUUUGGCAGCACCUCCACAUGACCGCAUCAGCUUUAACUUCCGCUGUGAGCAGGAGGCCCAUGAGUGGGCCACCGUGGUGAUGUCAUCCUUAAGAGAGGCACGUAAAGUCGCCCCUCAAGAUAAUGGUCCACAGCCCCCAGUCGAUGGUGUCCAUCUUCACAACAUGCUGGCCCUGCAACGAACAGAGGACACCUGCAUAGAGCUGACCCGAGCCAUAGAAGCAGGCGACAUGCAGUCUGCUUCUUUCAUUGCUGCCACGCUCGCCCGACAACAUGCUGCGCUUAAGAUUCAGCCCUUUUCCAAAGACUAUGAAGACACAGAAAUCAAUUUGGCUGUUGUAGUUGAAGAUUCUUCCUCUUCCUGUUGUGUCACUGUGAAAGUUUUACCGCAUAUGACGACCGCAGCACUGAAACAACAGAUGUUUCUUGAGUAUGGCUUUCACCCACGGGUGCAGCGCUGGGUGAUUGGCCAGUGCUUGUGCGCCAACCAGCGUUCCCUUGCCUCCUAUGGUGUUCGUCAGGACGGUGACACGGCCUUCUUGUACCUCCUCUCAGCCCGUCAUGCUCGCUUGACGCUCCAGGUCCUCCAGCAGGAUCAGGAGAGCGCCCUUCUCCUUAGUCCUUCAUCAGAGUCGCUCCCCACCCCUCCCCAGCCUUCUACCUCUGCAAACGGCCCCUUGUCUCAGGACAGGAGGCCGUACACCACUCUACCCUCUAGAUUCCAUACCAGCAGCAACACUGGCGGCUCAGAGAGAGGACUCAUCAGUGAGAUCAGAGAUCUCAUCAACCUAGAGAUGCCUCAACUCAGUGAAGCACUGAGCCCCAACACAUCCUCCACCCAGGGUUGGGCAUGCCCCUCUUGCACUUACAUUAACAAACCAACUUGGCCAGGCUGCGAGAUCUGCAGUACAAACCGACCUGAGAGCUACGUCAUCCCGGGGGGAUACCGACCCGAUGCGCUGGAACUCCGGCGCAUCCAGCAAGAGAAGGAGGCGAUCAGGCAGUAUCAGCAGGCAAGGGAAGUGGAGCGCAGGGAGAAUUUUGCACGGCUGGUGAUGAUGGAUGGCCAUGAUCUGGUGCCUAACCCAGAACCUGUGGACUGUAGGAUCUGCUACGUGGACCUGCAGCCUGGAGAGGGGGUCCUGCUGAGGGAGUGUCUUCACUGCUUCUGCAGAGAGUGCUUACGCUCAGUCAUCAUGCUGAGUGAGGAACCCGAGGUGUCCUGUCCCUACAGAGAUGACACAUAUUCCUGUGCCCGCUUUCUGCAGGAGAGGGAGAUCAAAGCUUUAGUGCCGGCAGACGAGUAUGAGCGCUGGCUGCAGAGAGGUCUCUCAGUGGCAGAGUCUCGAUGCGAGGGCAGCUAUCACUGCGCCACUCCAGACUGUCGGGGCUGGUGUGUGUACGAGGACACAGUCAAUGUCUUCCACUGUCCUGUCUGUGGGAAACACAACUGCCUGAUUUGCAAGGCUAUCCACGAGGGUAUGAACUGUAAGCAAUACCAGGAUGAUCUUGCAGCUCGUGCCAUAAAUGACUCUGCUGCAAGGAGGACAACACAUCUACUCAAGACUCUUGUGCAAUCAGGGGAGGCAAUGCACUGUCCCCAGUGUGGCAUCAUUGUGCAGAAGAGGGAUGGAUGUGAUUGGCUGCGCUGCACCGUCUGUCACACGGAGAUCUGCUGGGUAACCAGAGGGCCCCGCUGGGGGCCUAGGGGUCCUGGAGACACCAGUGGAGGAUGUCGUUGCAACGUCAACAAUCAGAAAUGUCACCCUAAGUGUCAAAACUGCCACUAAGACACUCAAGAGUGGGCAGAUUGAAAGAGGAAAUGAGAGAUGACUUAACUUGGAAUAAACUAUUCUCUAAAAUAGGGGAAAGAAGACUGAGGAGUAUAAAAAUGUAUAUUUAAGCCAAAACUGACUUUGCAGGAUUGUUACAUACAGUGCAUCCCGCUUGUUACAACUGGAGACAUUCUCAGAAAAUUUCUAACCAUCACUUACUGCCAAAAUAUAUUCACUUGGCUUUUCAGUAUAAUCAGACUGACCGGAAUAAUAUCUUGACAUUUAGCUCUGCUUCUCACAAACAACAAAAUACAAGCUGUGUGAUUUUAGCAUAAAUCAGUCGAUCACAAUUGACUGUAAUGAUGAGAAGUAUGGUUGGAAGUAUGCAGGGAAAGAGUAUUAACUUUUUUUUUGUGCGUGGUGCCUUUUCAAAAUGAUUGCACUGCAAAUGUAGCAAUACAGAUGUUUUGUCCUCUGUUUUGGUAGUUACAUACCAGGAUGCAUUAAACUGAAGUGACCUUAUUCUUGUGCACAAAAGCUGUAGCAGGGUGUUUGUGAUGACAUUUUUCUAGGAAAAGUGAUAAAAUCCUUGUUGUGUCCUUGAUAUGCAAUUUUCUGCAUUGACGUAGAUUGUGUAUGUUAUAUAUUGUUAGUAUGUAUUUUGUGUCUGAUAAUGCCAUUUCAUGUGAGCCGUGUUACCAAAGACGUUUGAAAUGAGUAUGUGUCUGAUCGUUAGUCUGAUUCUGAUUUGUUGUUUUUAACACCCAACCUAGAGUGGAACAAGACUGCGUUCUGUUUGUCACUUACAGGCUUCCGUAUUUGACAAGAAGUGCAGGGGAGUAGAGGUCACAGAGGCAGUAUCUCUACCGCACUGCUGACCAGCUGUGUAUUGUAUGGCAGCAUUGUCAAUAAAUGGGACAGUGUAUUGAUUAAUAGUCAAAUAUUCAUUGUAAUACUUGAAUAUUGUCUGUCUGGUUGAUAAGCUCAUACUCCCAUUAAGGAACUAAAGGGUACACAUGGUGAUAUUAGCCAGCACACUUAACUGCUUUUAUAAUGGUAUGUGAAAUGCUUGUAUCCAUAUUGAUAUUUAGAAUAUUUUCUAAUUCAUGUAUGCAUGAAUUUCUUAUUCUUAGAUGAUCAUGGAUUUUCACAACAUCAUCACCUUAACUAGGAUAAGAGCGAGUAUCCUGACCACACCACUGCACUCUAUGUUCACCAUUUAAAAAAUAAGAUGCACUCCAAAUACCACAGUAUGCCCUCAACUACACUACUACCCCACGCUGAGAAGCCACAGAAAAUUGUUCACUGUUACUUGUGUUCAAAUGACAGCACUGUGUAGCUGAUGUUCCUCUGUGCCUUAAUGAUCUAUAAACAACCUUUA